Molecule: messenger RNA, 2014 nt
Organism: Manihot esculenta (cassava)
Lineage: Eukaryota; Viridiplantae; Streptophyta; Magnoliopsida; Malpighiales; Euphorbiaceae
Product: calnexin homolog
Exons: 6
Coding region: 137-1756 (539 amino acids)
Biological process (GO): protein folding
Cellular component (GO): endoplasmic reticulum; endoplasmic reticulum membrane
Molecular function (GO): calcium ion binding
Source: RefSeq, a predicted model, not a curated record
GUAUGCACACAUCUCAAUGUGUCGCGAAGUCAAAAUCUAGUAGCUUGGUUCUUGUAUUAGAUCAGAUCCAGAUCUUCAGAUCAAUCAUCCCCUCAUCAAACUUAGGGUUUUGAGUGAGUUUUCGAGCGAGAGAUAAAUGGGAGAAGCGAAACGCGUCUCUCUGCGAUUGGCUCUUUUGUUCUUGGUAGCUUUCGUUUCCUUCAGUCAGCUCCGUGCCUCUGAUGACGAUAAGAUCUUUUACGAGUCCUUCGAGGAUUCAUUUGAAGGGCGAUGGGUUGUUUCUGAUAAAGAUGACUACAAAGGUGUAUGGAAGCAUGCAAAGAGUGAGGGUCAUGAUGAAUAUGGUCUUCUUGUUAGUGAAAAGGCUAAGAAGUAUGCCAUAGUGAAAGAGCUCGACAACCCUGCUAUUCUAAAGGGUGGAACAAUUGUCCUUCAAUUUGAGACUCGUUUCCAGAAUGGGCUUGAAUGUGGUGGUGCAUACCUUAAAUACCUGCGGCCUCAGGGAGCUGGAUGGACAGCUAAAGAAUUUGACAAUGAAUCUCCUUAUUCAAUAAUGUUUGGACCUGAUAAAUGUGGGGCCACAAACAAGGUGCACUUUAUCCUAAAGCAUAAGAACCCAAAGAGUGGCGAAUAUGUUGAACACCAUCUCAAGUUCCCACCAUCUGUCCCUUCAGACAAGCUUACUCAUGUGUACACUGCUAUUUUGAAACCUGACAAUGAACUGCAAAUUUUACUUGAUGGGGAGGAGAAAAAGAAGGCUAAUUUCCUUUCUUCAGACGAUUUUGAGCCUCCUCUAGUUCCUGCCAAGACCAUUCCUGAUCCAGAUGAUAAGAAGCCUGAGGACUGGGAUGAGAGAGCAAAAAUUCCUGAUCCUAAUGCAGUGAAACCAGAUGAUUGGGAUGAGGAUGCACCUAUGGAAAUUGAAGAUGAUGAAGCUGUGAAACCUGAAGGAUGGUUAGAUGAUGAGCCUGAGGAAAUUGAUGAUCCUGAAGCCACAAAACCCGAAGAUUGGGAUGACGAGGAAGAUGGUGAGUGGGAGGCACCAAAGAUUGAUAAUCCUAAGUGUGAGGAAGCUCCUGGUUGUGGUGAAUGGAAGAGGCCAAUGAAGAGAAAUCCAGCUUACAAAGGAAAAUGGCACGCCCCACUCAUUGACAACCCCAAUUACAAGGGUAUAUGGAAACCACAGGAAAUUCCAAACCCCAACUACUUUGAGCUUGAAAAACCAGACUUUGAGCCCAUUGCUGCUGUUGGCAUUGAGAUAUGGACUAUGCAGGAUGGCAUCUUGUUUGGAAAUAUCUUGAUUGCAGACAAUGAGAAGGUUGCCGAGUCACUGAGGCAGACAAAGUGGAAGGCAAAGUUUGACGUUGAGAAAGAGAAACAGAAGGCUGAGGAUGCAGCUGCUGGUAUUGAUGGUCUUGCUGGCUUCCAGAAGAAGGUGUUUGACCUCCUAUACCAGAUUGCAGACAUCUCUUUCUUAAGUCAACACAAGGACAAAAUUAUUGAUAUUAUCGAGAAGGCAGAGAAACAACCAAACCUCACAAUUGGUAUCCUCAUAUCCAUCGUCGUCGUGAUAUUUACCGUUCUCCUUAAAAUUAUUUUUGGGGGAAGGAAGCCAGCAAAAGUAGAGGACAAGCCGACACCAGUUGCUGAGUCUUCAAACAAGGAAGGAAGCAGCAAAGAGGAAGCAGAAGAGGAUGAGAAGGAAGAUGAUGGUGGAGCGGCUGCUGCUCCUCGCAGAAGGAGACGUGAAAACUGAAAGGAUGACUGGAGAGACUGGUUAUAUCAAUUUUUCACAUUUGGUAGAUGUUCAGUUUUAGGUGUCUUACACUCUUAAUGGCUGUUCCUUUUUUAAAAAUAUUUUUGGCUUUUGCUUUGAAGAGUGAGGUGUAUGAGACGGAGCGUAAAAUGACAUUAUUUGCGAGGCUUGGGUAGUUUAUUUGCUGCCUCGGAAGUAAAAGUUAGUUUGACAAGUGUUUAUUCAGAAAAAAUGUAUGCAAUAUUCGUUUUAGCUCUA